Messenger RNA from Papaver somniferum (opium poppy), 981 nucleotides. RefSeq names its product ATP-dependent DNA helicase PIF1-like. NCBI's taxonomy places the organism in Eukaryota, Viridiplantae, Streptophyta, Magnoliopsida, Ranunculales, Papaveraceae. The record is from RefSeq and is a predicted model, not a curated record. The transcript has 3 exons. Bases 1 to 981 code for a protein of 326 amino acids.
AUGUAUCCAGACUUUUUGAAAAGAAUGCUUGAAAAGGAGUACCUUGCUGAACGAAGUAUACUGACGCCCACGAAUGAAUAUUUUCACAAGAUAAAUUCACAUGUCUUAUCAUCUGUGCCAGGAAAAGAAUAUACAUAUUUAAGUGCGGAUUCAAUCGGACCAGAGUCAUCAGAAUAUCACUCAUGUGUUGUUUUCUACGACAGAGAAUUCCUCAACAAGCAUGAGGAAUCUGGAAUGGCAAGCCACAAGUUAACUCUAAAGGUUGGAGUACUAAUUAUGCUUCUGCGUAAUCUUAGCAACACGGAUGGACUAUGCAAUGGCACAAGGUUAAUUGUGACCCGGUUAGGAGAUACAGUGAUUGAAGCUGAAAUACUCACAGGUCCAGGUUGUGGAAAUAGGGUUUUCAUGCCACGAAUACUUAUGACUACACCUGAGACAAGUUUACCCUUUAUUUUACACAGAAGGCAAUUUCCAGUAAGAAUUUGCUAUGCCAUGACAAUAAAUAAAAGUCAGGGGCAAAGCCUACCAAAUGUGGGAGUUUACUUGGAAGAACCUGUUUUCUCCAAUGACCAGCUUUAUGUAGCCAUUUCAAGAACCACUAGAAGACAAGGCUUGAAAAUAUUGAUCAAGAAGAAUGGGAAAGAAACAGACGGGGAUGAGUCCUACCAGAAUAUGUUACUGAGACAGUUUCCAGAUCGGAAGACCUGUAAAAAAAGGAAAAUUGAUGAUGAAGACAAUGAAGCAGACUUAUUCUAUCAAAAAUGGUCCAAAGCCACCAUCCCUGAAGAGAAGACCAAGGUUAUCAUUAAAACAAUGCAGCAUUAUGGACAAAAGAUGAUGCCUUGGAUGGUUGAAAUCAGGCAAGCUUACAAAUCACAGCAAGGUGCAGAUAGAGAUCAACAUGCCUUUCUGAAAGCAAGCUCAGAUGCAAUGGAAUCAAUGGAGGAAUUGGACUACCCUGAAAAUGCCUUGAUAUUAUAG